This is a messenger RNA of Tyto alba (common barn owl), 2199 nucleotides long. RefSeq names its product mucin 1, cell surface associated (gene MUC1). The transcript is spliced from 7 exons. Lineage: Eukaryota; Metazoa; Chordata; Aves; Strigiformes; Tytonidae. The coding region runs from base 304 to 1833 and encodes 509 amino acids. Gene Ontology annotation, cellular component: apical plasma membrane. The record is from RefSeq and is a predicted model, not a curated record.
UGAGGCCCCCCCCUGUGCACAAGGAAUCGGGGGGGGCUCUGUCCACCCUGUGCUCCCCACCAGCAUCUGGGGGCUGUGGCUCAGCCCACGGGGCCAGGCAGAAGCUGCCCCCACCACACCCUUCCCAGGGAUGCCCAGCUGCUGCCCCUUCCCCGGGCCCCCACCCGAGGCUUCAUCCACCUGUGGCACAGGGACACCGUCAGUGACGUCCCCUCAAGCCGGGGCACUGUGGGGGACCCAACCCAGGGGGAGGAUGCUGCUGGGGCCCCGUUGGCAAGGUGGCACCCCCGCUCCCUGUGCCAAAUGGGGUGGAGGGACCCCCCCCUCCCCGGGGCUGGCGGCGGGGUGGGGCCUCCCCACCUGCUCCAGGUGCUCUAUAAAGCUCCCGCCACUGUCGAGCCGCCAGUUCCUGAUCCCGGAUUGCAGAGCGUGCCGCUGACUAACGGGAGAGCAGCCGCUGCAGGGUCCCGAGAGGUUCUGGGACACCCCAGGACGAACCCCAUGGCAUUCACCGCCUUUCUUCUGCUGCUGGUGCUGGGCGCAGGUACACGUGCCAUGACCAUGACCGAGACCACCACGGAGACGACCAUGGCUGACACGACCACCACAGAGACAACCACUGAGACGACAACCACCACCCCUGUGACCACGGCUCCAAACAUCUUCAUCUCCGAAAACACAAGUGGUAACAGGACCCAAACCUCCGUGUCCUCCCACAUCACGAUCUUCCCCAUCACAGGCAACACCACAAACUUCCAGUCCAGCAACAGCUCCGCAGGCAAUACCGCAGCCAACAGCACCGCAGGGCCUGUCUCCAGCAGCGUUGCCAUCUCCCACACCAACACCACCGCAAACAGCAGCAGCUGGGUCCCCCCCUUUGGCACCAACCCAACCAACAGCAGCAACUGGGUCCCCCCCUUUGGCACCAACACAACCAACAGCAGCUCCGCAGCUCCCCCCUCCACCGUGGAGGGUGGCACGGUGAUCCCCAUCUCCAGCACCAAAGGCAAUGGGAGCGGCAGCACUCAGGUCGUCCCCACACGGAAGACCUCUGUCACCACUCAGGGCAGUACGGCUCCCAGGCAGACACCCACGGCUGUGCUGGGCAGCGGCGGCAGCCCCAACCCCAGCAAAGCCGCAGCCCUGCUUCCCACCGCGGUCCAGCUGCUCCUCCGCAUCCCGCUGUCCUUCCGCAUCCUCAACAGGAGCUUCAAUGAGAGCCUGCGCGACCCCGCAUCGAAGGAGUACAGGAGCCUGAGCCGUACUGUCUUGACCUUGUUCGAAUAUGUCUUUGGCUGCGCGAGCUGCGUGGGCAGGCAGACCUACAAGGGAUGCAGCGAGCUGCGUUUCAGCCAUGGCUCAGUGGCAGUGGAGUCCAUCCUCGUGUUUGGGCAUGGCAAUGAAACCAUCACUGGUGAUGUUGUUGAGCAGCAACUGAGGAACAGACUGGACCAGAACGGCUUCAUCAUGGACCUGCAGCUGGCCAGCAUCUACAGCACUGGGGAGGUGACGUCGCCGGCACUGGUGCCUGUGGUCCCUGACUGGGCCAUUGCUCUGCUGGUCUUGGUCUGCAUCCUGCUGCUGCUGAGCAUCCUCACCUGCCUUUUGAUGACCACCUGCACCUGCCGCCGGAAAAGCCAAGGGAAGCUGGACCUGUUCAGCACGAAGGACUCCUACCACCCCAUGGCUGAGUACCCCCCAUACCAGAGCCACGGGCGCUACAUGUCACCCAACAGCAAGCCCAACCCCUACAGCCAGGUGGCCAGCAGCAACGGCGCAGGGACCGGCACCUUCACCUACACCAACCCGGCCCCCACCUCUGACAACCUCUGAGGGUCCCGCUGAGACAGAGAGCAGCUGCCGAGGGGAGGGGGUGGCCGCAGCCCCCCACUGCCCGGGGGAGCAGCACCGGCCCCGGACAUGUCCCCCGGUGCUGCUCAGCCCCUCACCCCAGGCAGCGGGAGCAGGGUGGUUCUGGAGCAGCCGGAUUCACGCGCAUGACAGAACUGGAUGAGCAAACGUUUGGGGUGGGAGGGAGGGUCCCCCUCACCCCCCCCAACACUUGCUUAGCUUUUCAACCCUGCUCCACGCCAUGGGUGGGGGAUCCGUGCUCAUCCCCCCUGCGCUCUCCCCUGGGGGUUCAAUUGCUCUUUAUGUGGUGUUAUUUUAUAUAAAUAUAUAUAUAUAUAUAUAUAUAUA